Messenger RNA from Haliotis rufescens (red abalone), 5958 nucleotides. RefSeq names its product DNA-dependent metalloprotease SPRTN-like. The record is from RefSeq and is a predicted model, not a curated record. The coding region runs from base 60 to 2456 and encodes 798 amino acids. Gene Ontology annotation, biological process: DNA repair. Gene Ontology annotation, cellular component: nucleus. Gene Ontology annotation, molecular function: single-stranded DNA binding; metalloendopeptidase activity; polyubiquitin modification-dependent protein binding. NCBI's taxonomy places the organism in Eukaryota, Metazoa, Mollusca, Gastropoda, Lepetellida, Haliotidae. The transcript is spliced from 6 exons.
UCUAAUAUGGCGGACACCUGUUGUCAGUUUUGUGUUUGUAAUUCGAAUCUUUUCACAUUAUGGGGGAUCGCGACUUUGAACUUGCGCGCAAGUUACAAGAACAAUUCGAUAGAGAAGCGGCUAAUAACAUUGUCUCGCCGCCAUCUUCACCAAGGGCACCGGUUCCCUCUAAAUCACCAUUAUCAAUUGUUGACCAAACUUGGGAGCUGACAGAUCCUAACCCGGACAUCAGAGCUUUAUUCCUGCAGUACAACGAUCGCUUUUUCUGGGGUAGAUUAGCUGGAAUUGAGGUCAAAUGGAGCCCAAGAAUGACUUUGUGUGCUGGAUUGUGUGUGUAUGAAAGACGUGGAGGACUGUGCUCUGUUCGGUUGAGUUUGCCGCUUUUGAAACUGAGACCGAGGAAAGACCUGGUUGAAACAUUACUGCAUGAGAUGAUUCACGCGUACCUGUUCGUCACCAACAAUGAUAAGGAUCAUGAUGGCCAUGGCCCUGAGUUCCAGAAACACAUGAACAGAAUCAACACGGAAACGGGGACAAAUAUCUCAAUUUAUCACACCUUCCAUGAUGAAGUAGCAGAGUAUCGGCAGCACUGGUGGCGAUGUGACGGGCCCUGUCAGAAGAGACGUCCAUAUUUUGGCUUUGUGAAGCGUGCCAUGAACCGAGCGCCCUCAUCCAGGGACCCCUGGUGGGGGGACCAUCAGAGGACGUGUGGGGGGACGUACACCAAGGUGAAGGAACCCGAGGGUUAUGGGCAGAAGAAGGGCAAGAAAGAUAAAGAAAGCAAGAAAGAAGAGGUCAUUCCUGAUAAGAAAACGGUCAAGAGUCCUGAUAUCAGAAGUUUCUGGGGUCAAGGUCAGGUGACCGGGUCAAGGGUCACAUCUGUGAAAAAGCCUCCCUCAAGUACAGUGACAUCUUCCAGUCAGUUCUCUUCCAAUGAUGAUUCUCAACUUCCUCGUCUUCCACCCAAUUUUGGAAGUAUGAAGUCAUCUACAGAAACAAACCCAAACCAAAGCAAAAGUUCACAUGUCUUCACAGAUAUAAAUGGUGCUGGAUCACUUAAUAACAGAUCAAGCUCCGUUGUCAUGCCAACCAGGGAACCAAAGCCUUCAGUCAACAGAGACAAAGAAUUGUUUGAAAAGCAUGAAGGAGAUGUGUCACAAAGGGUGAAACAAACCCCUGUUCUUGGUAAUUCCAGAAUACCAAGUCGAACAACAGGGGUUUUGGUAAAAACUAUUUGGGACCAAACCACAAGCCCCAACCCAAGUAAGAAGCCUGGCCCAAUUUCUGAUGGGGGACCUCAGAUAUGUGAUAUUAAUUCUGUCGGCACUAAUGAUAGUGGGCCAAGCAAUGUUAAAUUCUCAGGUCAAGGUCAUGUCCUUGGCGCUGAACGAGGUCAAGGAACUAGUUUUCUUGCACAACUUCGACGAGAGAUGAACAACAGGAGAACCAACAAUUCACCACAAACUGGCUCUAAUACAAAUAGAAAGAAAUCUGUCAGUCCAGGGGAAAAGUAUGUCAGUAAAAUUAAAUCACCAAGUUUUCACAAUACAAUUAGUCCAGUCAAGUCCAUCAAAGAGUGGUUUGGAACUGAAGCUAAAAUGACCUCUCCCAACUCUCCCAAACAAGGCAGCUCAACAAGUAAGGUGAAUGAGAACAGUUCUUCAUCAAAAUCUCCAUGGGGCAAAGAAACAUCAUCUUUUAUUCCACAUCAUCAAAAGUCACCAGACAAUCACAAAAAACGCAAAUCAGUGUGUGUUUCAGAUGACAGCGACAUUUCAAGUCCAAUAAAAUCACUAUUCAAAAAGGUUAAUCCAGCUUCUAAUUUCACAUCUCCACCCUAUAGAAGAAUAUCCUUGUACAAUAACACUACCCCAACCAAAAGUAGUCCCAAUCAAAAUGACCUUGACUGUGAUGUGGGGAAUAGUCAAUCUUCUCUGAAUGAACACAUAUCGAGGUCAAAGAAAGCUGGUACUGGCUCCAAGCGAAACAAUUCCUCCAGUUCCAAUGAUGUGCCCAGUAAAAGUAAAAAAGGAAAUGUGAACAGAAUGAGUUCAUGGACAAGGAGGCCACAAUACUCUUCCUCUGACGAUAGUGACAUUGAAGAAAUACUACCGCCAACCAAGAAAUAUAAGGUUGGGAGCCAUGACAGUGGAGAUUCUUACCAGGUGAAAAAUACAGAUAGGGUCAAUAAAGUCAAGCACAAAGGUGGCUCUGCAAGUGCUGGAAAGGCCGUGGGAAAGAAAAAAUCAGGAAAUGUUAAAGAACAAGGUGGUUUCAGUAGUCGAGGAGAUGGGGGAGGCAGCCAUACUUCAAGUAGUGCAGGUUUAGAUCAAGGGGGAGAUAACUCUAGUAGCACCAGUUCACAAGAUCCACUACAGAAUUGUCCAGUGUGCCAAACUCGGGUGUUCGCCUCACAGAUGAAUGUCCACCUAGAUCAGUGCCUUACAUUUGCCUGACUUUUCAGAAAUAUAUGCAUACUUUUUUCCAUAUUUCAGGAGAAUCGUUUUCUAUUUCACUUUUUCUAUUUUCUAUUUUGCUGGUAUAAACACAGUAGGCACAUUCUUAUUAGGGCUGGGACGAGUCCCAAUUUACUACCCGAGUACCCAUGCCCCUAUUACCCGACCCCACUCAGGUACCCACUGUGGGUCUCAAGAGAUGUCUCAAAAUGUCCGAUUGGGAAUUUUUUACCAUAGCCCUGGCAAAACGUAUUUAGAUACAUGUAUUGAACAAUCUGGUCAUGCAUACACUGAAGUUGUCUUAAGUUAUAUCUUUAUUCAACCAUAUGAAAAGUCAGAAGGAAUGGGUGCACAGUCAGAGAGUAUGGGAACAUUAGUGACUUGUAGUGUGACCAUAGAGUUCGAGAUAUUUCUUUUGGUCAUUAGACAAGAUAUCGUGUGACUAACCACAGGUCCGGGUAGUCCUGUGGGUACCCGGGUCCUACUCAGUACCCACCCGACCCGUCCCAGCCCUAAUUCUUAUACAGUAUAACAUGGAUAUAACUAACUACAAGGGACCGGAGAAAUCAGUUCGUUAUAUCCGUUGUUUGUUAUAGACGUUUUCGCCCGGAAACGUCCGCCAUCUUGGAUUAAACAAAACACAAUACACGUAACUGCAGCAUUGACUUGUAUUAGCAGUGAUCACUUCAUAGCAUUCAACUGAUAACAUUUCAUAACAUUCAUUUAAGUAUAACAAGGUUGAUCCGUCAGUACUGAUUGUAUUGAUUCGCCGCUGAUUGCGUACAGCUAAUUGUCAGUGACACUUGACACUGAGUGAGAUUUCUCAGUUCGCUAUACACUUCACUAAUUAGUGAUAGAUGGGCUUGUUGGUGAUCAGAUAUCCGUUCGCUGUAUCCGUUAGUUCGCUGUAGAGAGUUUGUUAUAUACGUAAAUUUUAUAUGAUAUCAUGUAGGAGAUAAAUCAGGGAUUUUUUAACAGUUCGUUGUAUCCAUUUGUUCGCUCUAUCCGUGUUCGUUAUAUCCGUGUUCUACUGUACUACUAAUAUUAAAUCUGAGAAGACAUCUGCAAAUGCUUCUUUGCCAUUCCAGUCUAAACUCAGAGACAUCUGUUGUCUUGUAAACAUGUUUUUUUGGUACCAUCUGGCUUUUGACUGUGAGAUGAUGGUCACAUUGAUGGUCACAUUGAUGGUCACAUUGAUAUAUUUAUGCCAUGUGAGUUGGGAGAUGAUCUGUUGUCUGAAGUGGUUGUACACAGUUGUAUUUACUCAGGGAUUCUGUGUUAGUGUUCUUAGUGUGGAUCGUAUGAAAAAAUGUGUUUCAAAUUUUUUUUACUUUCUGUGAGGAAAGGGAACCUGUGCAAUGGAUAUGCAAGAUUUAGUUCAUGUUUAUCUCACCUGACAUGUGGGCUCAUAUCAGCCAAGUAUUUCUGUAAAUUCAUCUACAAAGAUAUGUUGCAGAAUUACACUUUCAGAUUAUAUUUGGUAAUUCAAACAGCAACUGACCGACAAUACAUUAAACAAAAUCAAUUUGAAAUAUAAAUGAAAAGCGUUUUUUUUCAACUACCAGCAAAAAAACAACCCAGUGUUAACAUCACUAAAACCUUCUCUAGAAUAGUCAUUAAUGUUUUUGGUACAUAUGUUAUUUGGAUCUACCAGUUACUCUCCAUGACAGAUCAACAAUCAAAAGGGUAUUUGCUUUUUGCUUUUUUUUAUUAGUAGAGAUGUUUCAUUUGUAUUAUUUGCCUCUAUUGGUUACCUGAUUGGAUUGUUUGCAAUGAAGCCUAACAUCCUGUCAAUACAUUGUGGUGACGGGCAUUGUUUAAUACAUCAUAGACAUUGUAAGAACAAUACAUAAUGGAUUUAUUGUAUAAUGGAUAGUUUUGUGCAUUGUUAUAAUAUGCAAAUGAGGUCAAUUAGCAGGAACUACUAUAUAUGCAUCGGUGUGAUGAAACCAAAGCAAAUAUGGCUGCAAAACAUUUGGCACUACAAUAAAUUGGGCUGUUAACUCAGGCAUUGUAUUCCUACACAGGUUUAAAUUUACUUAAGUGAAUGAAAAUAUGUCUGAAAAACUUUGACUAUUUUUAGGAUGACAUUAAAUGAUAUAUAGAUUAUUACCCAUUGAGUGUUUCUAUAUCAUAAGUACAAUCUCAUUAAAAUAAAAUCAGAUACAAGUUCUCGCUGCCGCUUAGCAAAGAUCUGAGGACAUACCAUUACGGGUUACGUCAGAGCGACCUUUCACGAACUUUGACCGACCACUGAAACGACAAACAAGAAGUCGACAUCAGCCAAUAAGAAAGCAGCUUUCUCUAUAAUACCUAUAUCUCCAUGUGCAGCAUCUUCAACUUGAUUCUUAAACAUGUACUUUCGGUAAUAAUCAUAUAACCUUCUGUGCACAUUAAUUCCAAUGUAGCUAGUUUUCAUGGUUAUUCUCUUUAUUAUGUUAAUGUGGAAGUGCAAUAUAUUUAAACAAAGCUUCUGGAUUGUAGGCCUAACUUAUCAAGACUUCACUAUAAUGUUUACUUUGUCUCUGUCCUCAGGAAGACAUUGUCGAGACUUUCAGUGAAUUUAGGGGGGGCUCAGUCGUAGAACAUGCAGCAAUUUGCAAAAACGUAUGUUUGUGGGUUGCAAUCCAAGGUCAUCCAAAUUAUGUUUGUAGGUUUGUCAGCACCAUACCCAUCCUCAUGGGUUCACCAAUGUUGUAAAUGUCUGAAACCUGCAUUGGGUAACAUGUUUAAUGUGCCUUUCUUCAGGCUUUGCUCACACCUUGAGCUGAUAUGUGAUAUAUCAGAAAUACUGACGAAGUGGCAUCAAACCUUUGGUUCCGGAGGAAACAGUUGACAUAUUGGGACACUACAAUAAAGCUCCCAUCUUCCCUAGGCAGGGGAGUUAACUGACUGUGAAAGUCCAGUUUCCACCCAAGUCAAAGUAGACUGCAAUUAUUGAGUUAUAUUUUGCCUGGAUUAGCAAAUUUAUGCAUUGUCCAAUCAAAAUCGCGUAAUGAAAUUGACAUCCGGUUCGUAAAGUGCCUUGCAGAUUUUGGUCGAUUGCAGGAUGUGCAAAGCAUGUUUUCAUCAAGGUGCUCAUGUGAUUUCAUACACCUCCAAAGUAAGACCCGUUUUAUCACAAUAUACCUUUUGAUUAUUGACAAGAUGGUCUUGACUGGGCGCCGCCAUUUUGUUUGAAGCAAAUACAAGUGAUAUGAGAGACGGAAUCUGAUUGGUCAAUAGUAGGGAUAUAGAAGGGACAUAACUCUUGAUAGACACUAGUCGGGCUACAAUCAAGCUCAGAAAUUCCUGCAUAGUUUAGCAAGGGUGGAAACUGGACUUUUAUUGUCAGUAAACUCCCUUGCCUCGGUAAGAUAUAUGUACAGUUCCAGGACAUGACGUGUUACCAUAUUGUAUGGUAUGUAUCAGUAUAUGUUUAUCAUUGACUGUGUUCAAAUAUGUAUGAUGGGAGAGUGCAACCACAUGUUAAAUACAUGAAAAUUAAAUGGCUGUGUCUAAA